Messenger RNA from Ectocarpus sp. CCAP 1310/34, 1424 nucleotides. Lineage: Eukaryota; Phaeophyceae; Ectocarpales; Ectocarpaceae. The record is from the annotation of a GenBank genome assembly.
UCUCUUUCAACACCACCCACCAACAACAAGACAGAUGCCGCUAUUAUACCAGCCAUGGUCGGCAAUGCUGCUUUCUAGCUUGCUCGUGUCCGCCCCUUUCGGUUCCGGAGUCAUUGGGUUUAGCACGCCCUCUCUGUUCCGAGCAAGCUCCUCAGCUGGAGGGCGCACGUACACCAGGCGGAGCAGAUUCUGGAAGCAUUGUCCAGCAGGACGAACUACGUCGUCGAUACCGAGUAUGUCUUUGCCAGCGGAGGGUGGGCCAACGAGCAGGAAUCGGGCAAUCGGACUUGGCGUGGCAUCUCUCUUCUCAUUGGCCGUGGCCCCAACGCCUGGUCUUGCGCUUGACCCUGUCCGCAAGGUACAAGAGCAACUACGCAUCCGAGCACAGGAGGAGUUCGAUAACGUAGAGGCUCUUGCUUCACCAGAGGGAGGCAAGACCCUCCAGCCGGUUCUUGCUCUGGUACCCAUCAUCACGCUUCGACUGCAACUGGACGAGGUGGAGAGCAAUCUCAAAGAUCCACGCCUGUUCGGAGCCGCGUUGACAAUUCUGCAAGCUCAAGACUUCCAGAAGAAAGACAUCAAGCGCGUGUUCAACGCGUACAGCGACAACAUCUACUACUUGCCGGAUUCGGAUCGGGAAAACAAGUACCUCCAGGGCGGGGCGACGCCUUCCAGCCGACAAACGCUGCAGUAUCUCCUCCGAAACGAUGUGAUCGACAACGUCGAGGCUCUCACAGCGGAGAUAUCGUAUCUAAUCAGAGAGAGGGAGGUCGGGGGCGAGGCAGACACCGAUGAGAAGGACUUGAGGAUGUAUUUGGGGAAGUGCAAGCAGAGCUUCGACAAGUACCUGGGCAUGGUGCUGCAGAACGAGAUCGACGAGGCAACAGACAUGGCAAAGGUGGCCUUGGCCAACAAGAGAAAGGGAAAUGCGCCCACUCCGGCGAAAACGCUGUAGUAGCAGACCUCCUCGAACUAGAUUGCUGCCGAGAACGGGGGGAGUUUGUCCGAUGCCGCUAGAAACCAGUAGAACGGUUUUGAUCGUGCUCUUCCUGUCUCGACAGCCUCCCGCCGAUCCAUCAGUCGCUAUAGAGCGGUGGGAUGUAGCUCUGUGUUGUUGAUGGGUGUAGCAGUGUUAGAGUGCAUGUUGUCAAGAUUUCAGUAGAACUGAAAAAAAAAAGGCUGCCACUCCAGUGGAUAGGUUAGUUCGCGAUAGACUUCGUGUGGUGCACCUCGUCAAUGAUCUUGGAAGGUGCGUAACAACAGAGUUGCGUCUCUCAUGCACUUCAAAAGCUGAAAAGUGUCUACAAGACGUGUUGGAAACCUGUGUUAUUGUGGAGACGGAAGAACAAGGUACAAACCACAAUGCUUAGGUCAUUGUAGACAAGAAGCGAGAAGUCGGGGGUGGUCCAAAAAAACUAGCACGU